UAUCCACGGUUGGUUGUUUGACUGAUUGCAGCCAUUUGUAUUAAACAGGGCUGGUUGUUGAACUGUGCAAUAUUUCUCCUUAUAACAUUGUUUAACCAUGCAACCAACCUUGUUUGACUGUGCAAUGGCUGGAAAAAUUAUAUUAUGGCUGGUUGCACAGUCAAACAGGGCUAGAAAAACAAUGUUAUGGCUAGUUGCACAGUCAAACAGGGCUGCAAUAUUUUUUCCAGCCCUGUGCAAUAUUGACUGUGCUCUCACAUAUAUAUAAUAGUCACAUUUUUAUUAACUCCUCUAUGCUAACAAAGAGUUUUCUUACUUAUUAACUCCUCUAGUCACAGUACAAACCUUUUAGUCAUAAUUUAUAUUAAAAAUAUAUAUAGCAUAGUAUUACAUAUUAGGUUGUACAAAUUGAACUCCAAGGCUGGUUGUUUGACUGAUUGCAGCCAUUUAUUAGUCAACCUUGACACCCUAAUGAGUGUAUAUACACAGUAAGAGAAGCUGUGAGUGUAUAUGAGAGUGUUGGUUAGUAGUCACUAGUACUGUUCAGACAGCCCCUACUGUUUUUGUGCCCCUAUUGUUCACACAGCCCAUAUUGGCAGUAACAUUGAACAUUGAUUUCUAAACUUCCUUUUCAAGGCAUGGUAUUAACAUGAUUUGAACAUGGUUGUAGGAUAUCUAUUUGCAGUUCAGACUCAAACUCAGGGGGUGCAUCAGGGCUGCAUUAGUCGCUGCAUCAGAGUGCAUCAGGUGCUGCAUCAGGGUGCAUCAACUGCUGCAUCAGGGGGUGCAUCACGUGCUGCAUCAAGGGGUGCAUCAAGAGUAGCCGAGGACUCUUUAGCAUUUUUAUUGAAGUGCCUUGAGCGCUUUCCUUAGUUCAAAGGAAGGGACUUUUAUAUUACAGGAGAGAGCUAUGCAGGGACAAUGACUUCGACCUGAGCGACGACAUUGUACUCGCAGCAUAUAUAGCAGGGUGUUCAUGUGCAGUUUACGUGGAGACCUAAAUGACCAAAAUAUCAUUGCAUACGAAUAUACAAAGUGGGUAUGAAUGGGUACAAUAUACAUUAACUGGAAAUGAGGAGAAAUGUCGAAGAAAUUUUAGAAUGUCAAGCCAUGUGUUUGGACAACUAUGUAAUACAUUGCGCCAGUAUGGAUAUAACGGUACUAGAAGAAUUUGCUUGGAAGAGUCUUUGGCAAUGACAUUGGUGGUACUUGGUCAUGCAGAGGGUAACAAAUGGGUACAGGAAAGAUUUCAGCACUCGGGUGAGAUAGUGCAUCGACACGUGACCACGGUAGUUAAAUUGUUAGCCACCGUAAUGGCACCGGACAUUAUCAAGCCUGCUAAUCAUACAUUUCAGGACGUGCUAGAACAUAUUCAGCAUUCAAGUCGAUAUUGGCCACAUUUCAAGGGUUGCAUCGGUGCGAUUGAUGGGGUCCACAUCCCCGUGAUCAUACCAGAAGAGGAGCAACACCCAUACUAUGGCAGGAAAGGGAUCACCACAACAAAUUGCAUGUGUGCGUGUGACUUUGACAUGAAGUUCACAUUCGCAUGUGUAGGAUGGGAUGGGUCAGCGCAUGACACGAGGAUUUUUUUAAGCUGCCUCAAUAAUGAGAGUGACAACUUUUCAAAAGCUCCAGCUGGAAAGUAUUAUCUUGUUGAUUCAGGGUACCCUAUGAAGAAAGGGUUUCUUGCACCAUAUUAGGGGGAGAGGUACCACAUCCCCGAAUUUCAGCCUUAUGAAGUGUUGCAUCAUCCAGAGGAGAGAUUUAAUUAUCUCCAUUCGUCACUCCGUUCGGUCAUAGAACGAACUUUUGGAGUUUGGAAGAACAAAUGGAAAAUUUUGAGAAAUAUGCCAGGGAAGAGUAUACACAGUCAAUCGAAAAUCAUUGUUGCUACAAUGGUUCUUCACAAUUUCGUUUAGAGCACAUGAGAUAAAUAAUAAUGUUAAUAGUUCCAGAUAUAUAGGGGGCACAUCUGGACGUAGUGAGAGAGGUCAUUACGAUGCCGUGGCACAUGCAAUCUCAAUCUUGGAUGAACUUGAGAUGAAACAAGUUCGUGACAAUAUCACAGCAUCGAUAUGUGCAGACGAUAACUGAGUAUGGUGACUAUUAUUUUUGUCACAAUAGAAAUUUAGUGUGGUUGAAAAUACCAUUGACAUUAUGGAAAUUUUUUUGUGGGGACCAAAUUGGACAGUUCACAAACUUCAAUAUUGUAUUACCAAUUUUUGUUAUAUUUUUGGUAAGCACAA
Messenger RNA from Quercus lobata, 2246 nucleotides. RefSeq lists its product as uncharacterized. The transcript is spliced from 6 exons. The coding region runs from base 1002 to 1700 and encodes 232 amino acids. The record is from RefSeq and is a predicted model, not a curated record. NCBI's taxonomy places the organism in Eukaryota, Viridiplantae, Streptophyta, Magnoliopsida, Fagales, Fagaceae.